AUGGAGCUCAUUUGCCGAAAACUGAGACUGGUGGCGGCGUCAACGCUUUACCUGAAGCCCACCAGGCUUCACUGGAGACAGCCAACCUCAAUUUGGCGACAGCCGCGGCGAUGGAAUACUGCAGUAGCCACCGCGUCCCCUCUGGAAACGCCAACUAUCCAGCUCCGCGAGUAUCAAGAAGAAUGCAUUCAAUCAGUUUUGAGCCACAUUGGCGAAGGCCAUAAGCGCUUGGGGGUCUCCCUAGCCACGGGCUCCGGGAAAACGGUCAUAUUUACUCAACUUAUAGGAAGGGUACCUCCGCAAAAGACACUGGGAGAUAAGACACUAAUCAUCGUUCAUCGCCGAGAACUGGCUGAUCAAGCAUACCGGCAUUGCCGUCUCGCAUAUCCCGACAACACGGUUGAGAUCGAAAUGGGAAGCCGCGUCGCCUCGGGGCACGGUGAUAUUAUUAUUGCUUCUGUGAGGAGCCUCACAUCAGGGCAUCGGCUCGAAAAGUUUGAUCCUCGGCACUACAAGCUGGUUUUGGUGGACGAGGCGCAUCAUAUUGUCGCCCCAACGUACCGUACGGUCCUUGCACAUUUCGGACUGUGCGAAAAAUCACCCGAUUCCCCAGUCUUGGUUGGCGUGUCGGCCACAUUUUCAAGAUAUGAUUAA
This is a messenger RNA of Aspergillus calidoustus, 654 nucleotides long. NCBI's taxonomy places the organism in Eukaryota, Fungi, Ascomycota, Eurotiomycetes, Eurotiales, Aspergillaceae. The record is from the annotation of a GenBank genome assembly.